Molecule: messenger RNA, 165 nt
Organism: Bipolaris victoriae FI3
Lineage: Eukaryota; Fungi; Ascomycota; Dothideomycetes; Pleosporales; Pleosporaceae
Exons: 1
Source: RefSeq, a predicted model, not a curated record
GUCGUAAUGAACGAAAACAAUCAUAGCCCAGUCGAUUUUGAUGGAAUGUUAGGUGAUCAGAGCAUUUCAUAUUAUCAAAAAAAAUACAUAUGCCAUCACUUUCUCCCGCUGCUGCUAUGCAUUGAAGGCCGAAGGCACUGCCACAAUGUGGCGACGCAAGGCUGA